Cornus florida is the source of this 609-nucleotide messenger RNA. RefSeq names its product protein FAR1-RELATED SEQUENCE 5-like. The transcript has a single exon. Lineage: Eukaryota; Viridiplantae; Streptophyta; Magnoliopsida; Cornales; Cornaceae. The record is from RefSeq and is a predicted model, not a curated record. Bases 1 to 609 code for a protein of 202 amino acids.
AUGGAGUUUGAUAGUAAGGAAGAGGCAUAUGAUUUUUACAAUGCAUAUAGUGGUCAAAUUGGUUUUAGCAUCCGGAAGCAGUAUGGUAAUAAAGUUAAUGGAAGAAUUACAUCAUGGGCGUUAGUUUGUAGCAAGGAAGGUGUGAAUGGGACUGACAAACGAGAUGUAUUUAGAAAGACUCUCCGGGCUGAAACACAAACCAAUUGCAGUGCACAAAUGGUUCUUAGAUAUGACAAGGUAAAAGCAAAGUACGUAGUUUCUAAAUUUGUAGAAAGUCACAACCAUCCAUUCAUAAUUGUUGAAUGCAGCCCCAUGAUGCCGUCCCAGCGACGAAUUUCCUUAGUCCAUGCCAUUGAUAUUGAGUUGGCUUCGGAUUCAGGAGUUCCGGCUUGUAAUGCAUAUGAGUUGAUGGGAAGGCAAUCUGGUGGCAAAGAAUUAGUUGGGUACUUGAAAGUGGAAAAUUAUCUAAGGAUGCAAAGACAAAAUGAGCUUCUUUAUGGAGAUUCGGCAUGGCUUGUGGAUUAUUUUGAGACGCGUGCUUGUGAAGAUCAUUCCCUCUUCUAUUCGUUGCAACUGGAUACUGAGCAAAUGAUUGUGAACAUAUUCUAG